AUGGCAUUUACUGCAGGGGACGCGCCCGACUCUGUCCGCGACCAGAUGAUGCGCCAAGACCCUCGGUUCAUGACCUUCCAAAGCGCCUACCUGAACGAGAACGCCAACUUCGACCUCCAGAACGCCUUCCUGGAAGAGGAGAAGGAGAGCCAGCUGUUCUGCGCCCACGUCAGCCUUACGCGUGAUCCCCGAGCCACGGCGGACAUGGUGCCCGAUGAAGUCUGGGCAAACUUGGCGCCCGACCCGGAGAUCGUCGAGCUUGAGGGGCAGCGUGCACAGCUCAAGCAGGGCAAGUACCGCAUCGACGGCCAUGAGCAUGAGAAACGAAUCCGGAAGCUCACCGAUGAGAUUCGCGACUACUUCUACCACCGCCCUGCUUGGGAUAUUGAACGGCAGGCACGAGGGGAGGACGAGGAGGAGUACGAGGAGCCUGUUAUCGAUGUCACUGUGCCGGAACGCGAAAGGUUGGCAGAGAUCCUCUGUAACCAGCCCGACGACUUGACGGAAGACCAGACCACCCAACGAAGGAUCGAGUCGAUCGAUCUCAUGGUGGCUCUCUGUGGCAAAAGAGAGACGGUCAGGCGCCCCCAUGCCCGACAGAGCGCCAAAGCCUGCCUGUCUAUAAAGACUGAGCCUCUCGAAAUAGAACACGAAACGUUGCCCCGCCCUGAUCUAUUCCCUCUGCUCCUGCAUGCUGCGCAAUGCCCCGAUUGUAUUAGUGAUGAGCGACUCUCUCGCGAAGAGCGUACCUUUACAUACUGCCGCCCGACUGUCAUAAACGACCAUUUCGAUAACCAGCAUUUAGCCAGACGCGAGCAAGACGAGCGGAGCGGUGAGAAGAUACGCUGCGAGCACCCCAAGUGUCGAGACGCCAAAUUUCAACACGUCAACCACUUCCGGCGUCAUGUUCAGGAAGUUCAUGGUGUUACGCUGCGGACGUCAGCGCAAGUGCAACAGAGGCGGCAGCGAAAGGAAAGGCGUCGCCAAAUAGUGAGGAAAUAG
This is a messenger RNA of Clonostachys rhizophaga, 1002 nucleotides long. The record is from the annotation of a GenBank genome assembly. Lineage: Eukaryota; Fungi; Ascomycota; Sordariomycetes; Hypocreales; Bionectriaceae.